GUUGCCUUGGUCCUCGCAACCUCUCCACCAAAACUCCAUUCCCACUUCCCAAGUAACAGCUACCGGUAAUCCUCAAUCAUGAGUGGAGUCGAGAUAGCUGGUCUAGCACUCGCUGUGUUACCAGUACUAGUCGUUGCAAUCGAUCAAAUCAAGGCACAGCGACUAAAUCCAAGAAGGGCAGAAUUUAUGGAAAACCUGGCAUUCGAGAUUACCUUCCUCCAGAUGAGUUUGACGAAACUGGCGAAAAGCCUGUCUGAGCUGCCCAACGGGCUACGAGAAAAGUUGCUAUCGCCACAACCCACACAGGACCUGGAAGCAAGUUGGAAGACAGCUGAGGUGGUGCGUACGCUUCAUGCGCGUCUGGGACCGGGCCACGAGACAUUCUUUGUUGCACUCGCAGCUAUCUUGGAGUGCCUUGAUGGAUUACUGGAGAGAAGGCCAUUGUUUCUGUCAAGCGACGAAACGAUCCUCGCCCCACACACGUAUGCGAAACUGCGCAUGAUACGCGACGGAGAUUCAACACCUAUCAACAGUUUAAACUCCCGGCUGCGAUUCGCCUUUGAAGCGAGACAGUACAACCAAAUCCUCAACAGAAUUACGAAUAACAAUGCACGACUGGAGAAAAUUGUUGGCUGGUCUUCAGACUCACUGUUCGUGACGCCGGAGUCCCCCAAGGAGAGUCGUACCAUCGGCAGUCCUCAUAUCCAGCUGCGUCCCUUGAUGCAUACUCUGUAUGAAGCACUGGGAGAAUCAUGGCCAUGUGAUUGCCAUGGUAGACAUGAAGCUCGCCUCUGUUUACUACAAUACCGAGACCGGCGCCGAGAUUCCAUGACAUCUGACACAGGAGGGUGCGACAAUGUAUACUUCAACUUGCUUGUGUCACUAGCUAACGAAGGAAAUGAGCCAUAUUGCCGCUGGCUUGAGAGUCAACUCUGCAUCGCCCUUCAUCAGGAUUUGGCUUUGCAACCAACGCAUGGUGUUCGCUUUGUCUUAGAUGCUACUCCAUCGUCCGUUGACUCAGGAGUUGGUGUUGAGAUGACCACAAUUCCAUCCAGAGCCACAGCGACCCGCAACAGGAUAGAAACGCUCUGUCAUACACUCCUACAGGCUGAACGUAGCCUGUGCUCACCAAAACUUCUAUUUGAUGGAGGUUGUCUGUGGCACGUGAGUAGUAGGCCGUCGCCACGGAGCUCUUUGCCAACCUUGACUAUCCAAGCUCAGGAGGUGGAUGCCUCCCUUGCAUCAUUGUUACGGGGUGACAGGAAGCUCAGACUGAAGGAGAAGCGCAUUUUAUCAGUCAUACUGGCAAAUUCCCUACUCCACUUCUGCGAAAGUCCCUGGCUGAGUAAGAAGUGGAGCAAGGAACACAUCUCGUUUUUUGUGUCACCCGGCCAAAGAGACCUAGAGAUUCGACGGCCCUAUUUGUCGACCAGGUUCCAGGAUAUACGCAUCGAAGAUGAGUCUGAUGCACUCUACAGGCUACAUCCAAAUCCCGCAAUUCUAGCACUAGGAAUACUCCUCCUUGAGAUCGAGCUGAACUCUCCAAUUGAACAUAGACGGGGAGAUGAGGAUCUCAAUGCCGACGGAACGCCCACUAUAAACACUGACCACUUCGCCGCACUGAGACUCUUCGAAGACAUGUCUGAUGACUUGUAUGUGAACUAUCAACAAGCAGUCUCUGCAUGUCUUAACUGCGACUUCUACGACGAGGACACGAUGGAGCCCAGUUUGGACAACCCUGAUUUUCGACAAGCGGUGUACAAAGCUAUCGUGAGGCCUUUGGAACAAGAACUGCACAGUGCUUAUGAACUUACGCUAGAUGAUUUAGGCCUCGACCUCGUCUAACUGGCACUGGACAAUACUACUGCGGCCUGACCACUCCACCUUGUAGAGCAACUUCUGUAACUUACUACAUAUUUUCAUUCCCACCAGUUUAUGGUUGAUACUCUUUUCGUAUUCUCAUGCUAUGUGAAAUUAGGCG
This is a messenger RNA of Dothidotthia symphoricarpi CBS 119687, 1981 nucleotides long. RefSeq lists its product as uncharacterized. The record is from RefSeq and is a predicted model, not a curated record. Bases 79 to 1845 code for a protein of 588 amino acids. The transcript has 3 exons. NCBI's taxonomy places the organism in Eukaryota, Fungi, Ascomycota, Dothideomycetes, Pleosporales, Dothidotthiaceae.